Messenger RNA from Triticum dicoccoides, 2814 nucleotides. RefSeq lists its product as uncharacterized. The coding region runs from base 532 to 2604 and encodes 690 amino acids. The transcript is spliced from 2 exons. Lineage: Eukaryota; Viridiplantae; Streptophyta; Magnoliopsida; Poales; Poaceae. The record is from RefSeq and is a predicted model, not a curated record.
ACCCCCAAUCCGCCUCGCCCCCCGGUGAGGUUCUCCGGUGUCGGCUGGCCAAGACCCGGACCGAGGUGCUCCGCUGCAGGCCGGCCUCCACGGGCUCCUCUGCCACGCUCACGCCGACGGCCACGGUGCUGCAGGACCUACGGGAGGUGAGCUGCGGCUGCGCACGGAUCUGUCCCCUACCUCCCCUCCCCAGCCGGCGCUCCCCCUCUUCUCCGACGAACCUACGGGUCUGCUGCUCCCGCGCUGGAUCCGGUGGUCGAUCCAAGCCACCGCACCCAGGUUCAUCUCUCUCGGCGGAUCUGGCCGUCGGCGAGGAGACCAAGCCCGUCAUCGCCUCCUGCGCCGGGCCUCUGAUCUUGCCGUCCCCGAGACUAGCGGGAGCAGGGACGUCCUGGGCGACCACGGCGACGAGCGUGUUGCGGGCGAGGUGCGGCGCGACUGCCUCUGCCUACUGCCAAUCCCCAAGUGAUUUCUCAUACAAUCCUCUGCAAUCUGCAUCUUGAUUUCUCGCACACUUCAGAGUUCUCCGACAUGAUGGAUACACUUCUAAGCCUUGCUGGCUACGUAGCCAGAAUCGUGUACCCUGUACUGCUGUGGCUGCUGGUGUUUGCCAUCGUUAGCUUCGUCGUCUCCAUACUGCUGCCGUCGGGCAUGGACGAGCACCCCUUGUUCACCUGCAUUGUCACCAUCUUCCUGACAGUGGUGGUGAUGACAACUCCUCGAGAUACAUUUGUAAGCCUUGCUGGCUACCUUCCCGGAAUCGUGUACCCUCUGGUGGUGUGGUUGCUGGUGUUUGCCGUCAUUAGCAUCGCCCUCUCCAUACCGUUCCCAUCGGCCAUGGACGAGCACCCCUUGCUCACCUCCAUUGUCACCAUCAUCCUCACAGUGGUGGUGACCAAAACUCCUCGAGAUACAUUUGUAAGCCUUGCUGGCUACCUUCCUGGAAUCGUGUACUCUCUAGUGGUGUGGUUGCUUGUGUUUGCUGCCAUUAGCUUCGUCAUCUCCAUUCCGCUGCCGUUGGCCAUGGACGAGUACCCCUUGCUCACCUCCAUUGUCACCAUCAUCCUCACAGUGGUGGUGAUGAAAACUCCUCGAAAUACACUUGUAAGCCUUGCUGGCAGCCUUGCUGGCUACCUUCCCGGAAUCGUGUACACUCUAGUUGUGUGGUUGCUGGUGUUUGCUGCCAUUAGCUUCGUCAUCUCCAUACCGUUGCCAUCGGCCAUGGACGAGCACCCCUUCCUCACCUUCACUGUCACCAUCAUCCUCACAGUGGUGGUGAUGAAAGCUCCUCGAAAUACACUUGUAAGCCUUGCUGGCUACAUUCCGGGAAUCGUGUAUACUCUACUAGUGUGGCUGCUAGUGUUUGCUGCCAUUAGCUUCGUCAUGAACUUACUGCUGCUGUCGGCCAUGGACGAGCACCCCUGGCUCCCCCCCAUUGUCACCAUCUUCCUCACAGUGGUGGUGAUGACAACUCCUCGAAAUACACUUGUAAGCCUUGCUGGCUACCUUCCUGGAAUCGUGUACACUCUACUGGUGUGGCUGCUGGUGUUUGCCGCCAUUAGCUUCGGCAUGUCCUUACUCCUGUGGUCGGGCAUGGACGAGCACCCCUGGCUCCCCCCCACUGUCACCAUCUUCCUCACAGUGGUGGUGAUGACAACUCCUCGAAAUACACUUGUAAGCCUUGCUGGCUACCUUCCCGGAAUCGUGUACACUCUACUGGUGUGGCUGCUGGUGUUUGCCGCCAUUACCGUCGCCAUUAACAUCGUGUACCCUCUCUUACCGCUGCCGUCGGUCAUAGACAAGUACCCCUUACUCAUGUUCACUGUGACCAUCUUCCUGACAGUAGCGCUGAUGAGAACGCCAUGGGAUACAAUUCUUGGCCUUGCUGGCUACCUUCUUGAGACCGCGUACUUGCUGCUGCUGUGGCUUCUUGUGUUUCUGGCUAUUAGCGCAGUUGUUAGUAUACUUGUGCCUUCAGCCAUCAAGGAGUACCCUGACUUAUCCAUCCAGGUCACCGUCGGCCUCACGGUGGUGCUGAGAAUCCCAGCUUUAGGGGGCACAAUCCUCGACAUCGUGUGCCUGCUGCUGGUGUGGUUUCUGUUGUUCUACUCCAUUAGUGCAGUGGUCGGCGGAAUACUUGUGCCGUCUGCCGCCAAGAAGUGCCCCAUGUUCACCUUUGUGUUCGUGGUUGGCCUCACGCUGCUGAUGAUGAGAGUGCUGUGGGGAUGGGGCACAACCGUCCAGCUGCCUGCACGGGUCUCUCUAGCUCCCACGACCUUGCCUUUGGACGAGUUGGUUUUGGAUGAUUCUGUCAGGUUCGCAGAGUCUUGUCAGAUGGAUCUCAUCUUCAGAGACACUGAAGAAAUGAAGGUGGAACACAAGAGGGAUAUGGAGAAGAUCAUCCCAGGAUCCAACCUGCAGGAUCUUAAGCAUGAUGUGCUAUACCAAGGAGCAAUUCCGAGAUUGGUCAUCUACACGUUUGGAGUUUGCACAGAGCAGUUUUCAGGGUUGAUCUUGAUUUCUGAAAUACCAAUAAUAGUGUGGCGGCGACGAAAAAAGAUCAAAAUUAUCUUAGCAAUUCAUCUCAAAGCAAUGUUACUAUGAAUUCUUUCAAAGAUCUGACAUGUAUGACUCUUGUGUUGUUUCCGUAAAUCUCGACUGUAUUUUGGAUGUUGGUAUAUGAUGGUAUCAGGUCAACUUUCAAACUUGAAAGAAAUGCCGAAGAACCUUAGGGAGAAAUGUGAUCAGAACGAUGUCACUAUUCUGUUUAUAUUUCUUUGUUCUUUUGAGAUGAAAACAAAUCUUGCCUUCUUU